Messenger RNA from Camellia sinensis, 2847 nucleotides. NCBI's taxonomy places the organism in Eukaryota, Viridiplantae, Streptophyta, Magnoliopsida, Ericales, Theaceae. The record is from RefSeq and is a predicted model, not a curated record.
AUGGCUGAAUAUGAUCGUGCUUUCACCGAGUUGGCAAGGUAUGCACCUCACAUGGUCAAUGACAAAUACAGAAAAGCUAGAAAGUUUGAGAGUGGACUUCGAGGGCCAAUACAGGACCGAGUUAAUAUGCUCAAUAUGUCGACCUAUGCCGGAGUACUAGACAAGGCCAUUCUGGCAGAGGCUAACUUGAAUAGAUAUCAGAGUUCAGGAGAGAGCCAAAGGAAGAGGCAAAAUUAUGACAAUCGCCGAGGAUCGUUUGGUGCCAAGAAGAAGGAAAAUGCGGGCAGUUCCGGCAACUCAAAUCAGGAAGGUGGUACUAGGCCGACAUGUUCCAGUUGUGGAAAGCCACAUUUUGGAGUUUGUCGUUGGGCAUCUGGAGCUUGUUUUGAAUGCGGUGAGAUGGGUCAUCAUGUUAAAGACUGUCCCAAGACGAAGACUAAUGAUGGUAAGAGAAAUGGGGGUACUUCAGAUUUUGCGCAGAAAGGCAAUGUCGAGAGAGGACAGAUGAGGCAGGGCAGAGUUUUUGCAUUAGUGCCAGGAGACACUCAAAGUGCCGAGACAGUAGUGUCAAAUAAAUUAUCUCCAAAUUUCUCUAGAUUUCCCACUCUUCCACUCUCCAAAUUUCUCUGGACUUCUCACUCUUUAGAGAAAUCCUCUGCAAAUUUUUUUCGAACUUUCCACUCUCCAUUGGCGUCGAACUUGAGCGAUGGGCAAAAGAAGAGCAAGAACCAAGGCAACCAAGGUGUUGAAUCCUUGAAAGGAGGCGGUGAAAACAAGUUGAUGGCGAUGGACUUCCCAUUGGCGUCGAACUUGAGCAAGAAGAAUGCUUUGAAGCCUUCCUCAUCAAUUGCUGUGAAGCUACGUAGAUCAUUUUCAUCUUCGAGACUCUACCGACCUAGUUGGGAGGAAAUGAUAGAAUUGCUAGGAUUAGGGAUGGAUGAUGCUCGUGUUGUGGGGAUAUGGGGGAUGGGUGGAAUAGGUAAGACAACUCUUGCAAGUGCUACUUAUGCCCAUAUCUCUUGCCAAUUUGAAGGUUGUAGCUUCAUUGAAAAUGUUAGAGAAGUUUUAGAAAAAGGUAGUCUAAAAACUCUGCAAGAACAACUCAUUUUCGAAAUCUUAAUGGAGAAAGAUUUGAAAGUAGGAAAUGUUAGUAGUGCCUUAAGUACGAUAAGGAACAUGGUAUGCCGUAAAAAGGUUCUUAUUGUUCUUGAUGAUGUGGAUGAAUCAACAGAACUUGCAAAAGUGGUAGCAGAGCUUGAUUGGUUCAGUUUUGGGAGUAGAAUCGUUAUAACAACUAGAAAUCAACAUACACUAAUUAGAUAUGGCAUAGCACAUAUUUAUAGGGUUGAGGAAUUAGGAGAAGAUAAAGCUAUAGAACUCUUUAAAUCGAAAGCCUUCAGGAAACACCAACAAAUGGGAGGCUGUGGAGAACUUGAACAUUGUGCAGUAAAGUACGCUGAAGGAGUUCCUUUAGCUCUCAAAGUUUUGGGUUCUUUUCUUUGUGGCCGAAACAAAGAUGAAUGGGAAAGUACAUUAAACAGAUUGAAGGAAAGCCCUCUGAAUGAAGUGCAAAAAGUACUGAAAGUAAGUUACGAUGCAUUACAAUUGAAAAAUAAGGAAAUAUUCUUAGAUAUUGCAUGCUUUUUCAAAGGGAAAGACAAAAAUGAUGUAACAAAAAUAUUAGAAAGUUGUGACUUCCACCCAAUUAUUGGAAUAAAAAUUCUUGUUGAAAAGUCUUUUGUAACUAUCUCAGACAAUAAAAUGAUGAUGCAUAAUUUGAUACAAGAACUAGGGUGGAAUAUUGUUCGUCAAGAAUCACCUAAAGAGCCUGGGCAGCGUAGUAGGUUGUGGCUUUAUGAAGAUUCGACACACGUGCUGGUGAAGAAUAUGUUUUGUGAGCCUUUUAAAAUAUUGCUGAUGUUAUUCGCUUGUGGUUAUUACGGAACAAAAAAAGUGGAAGGCGUAGUUGUGGAAUAUCCCGACCUUAGUCGAGAUCCAAUGGGCAUUGUGUUGAAGUUGAGGCCUAAAGCUUUUGCAAAGAUGUCAAACUUGAGAAUUCUCAAAAUUUGUUGUAUGCACCUCACAGAAGACCUCAAAUAUCUUUCUAACAAGUUAAGGUAUCUUGAUUGGUGCGGAUACCCUAUGAAAUGCGCGCCUUCAUCAUUUCAACCAGUGCAUCUUGUUGAACUUCACUUAACCUAUAGCAGCAUUGAACAACUUUGGGAAAGAACAAUGCAUCUAGACAUGUUAAGGAUCAUGAAUCUUAGUCACUCGACAUAUCUGGCCAAGUGCCCAGACUUCACGACAUUCCUAAAUCUGGAAAGACUGAUUCUUGAAGGUUGUACAGGUUUGGUUAAUCUUGAUCCAUCCAUUGGAAUUCUUAGAAAACUCAUUUGCCUGAACUUGAAGGACUGUAAAAAUCUCAAGAGUCUUCCAAGUGACAUUCAAUUGGAAACUCUUGAAGUUCUUAAUGUCUCUGCGUGCUCAAAGGUUGAAAACAUUUCAAUCAAUUUUGGAUAUAUGAAAUGUUUAUCAGAGCUUUAUUUAGAUGGGAUUGCUGUAAGUGAACUUCCACCUUCAAUUGGACAUCUUACCAAUCUUGUUUUAUUGAGUCUAAGCAAUUGCAAAAAAUUGAGAAGUAUUCCAAACAACAUUUGUCAGUUGAAAGCUCUUAGUAGUCUAAACGUCUCUGGGUGCUCCAAACUUGACAAACUGCCGCAAGACAUGGGUGCUCUGGACUGUUUAAAGGAGCAUCAUUUAGAUCAAACUGCUAUUAGACAACUCCUUUCCUCCAUUGGACUUCUGAAGAAACUUAAACAUUGUCCUUGGAAGGGUGUAAAGGAAUAG